GAUUUCGGCCUUUUUAAUUAUUGAACAUUUAUUGUGAAAAUAAAAUGUUUAAAGCAGUGCGCUCCCUUUCGGCGCAUCAUUUCUUUCCAAAUCGAACAAAAUGUUGCUUUUAUAUUAAAUAUUCGGUACGCUCACUGCCCCAAAAUCGAGAAUUAAGUUACCUGGGUCAGCGUCAACAAGGUUGGAAGCUGGCGCUGAUGCAUUGGCUUAGCGGUCUGCGUUCCCGCUAUUGCAUGUGGAAACUGCGUCGUCUGCUCGGCGAUGAGUUUGAUGAGUUUGACUUUUUGGUGGGCGCUCGACAGGCGGCCACCUUGAUGAUCGAGGCGGUGCAUCAGGCGAACUGGAGCCACAUACGCAGCUGUUGCACAGAUCAGGGCGCCUGUGCCAUUUACGGACUUACACACAGCCAACGGAAGAUGCAAUAUACGAAACUGGUGCGGUUUGAGAGCCAGCAUCUGUGCCAGGUGGCGCCAAUUUCCGUGCAGCGACAACGCGAAGACGGACACAACUAUGUCUAUGCGGACAUUGUUUUCAUCGGAUUGCGUGAUAUGCGUGACUUUGCCACCUUUGGUGAGCAGCAGCAGAUGUUGCAGCAGAUUAAAGAGGUGCUGCAGCAAUCACAGAUACCAGAGCAAAUUGCACCAACACAUCGACGCAUUGUGUUGGGUGAAUUUCUGUUGACGCUGCGCAAGGAGCUAACCAAAUCUGAAGCAGAUUCACAGGGCUGGUUGGUCGAUUUUUAUAAGGUGUAUGGAUUUAAGCUCGUCAACUACAGUCCCGUAACGUUGCAGUAUCGUGUUAUUGAGUUUCUAAAACCAGUUUAAGCAAAGCCAAAAUUUGACUUCCAAAAAUGCUCACCUGCAGCAGCUAUCAAUCUGUUCGCUCAGUUUAUCAAUUAUUCAAACUCGCUACGUGCUCGCUUAACGAUCGUGUCAAGCAUCCAAAUUAACUAUAUCUCUCGGCUUCAUCCGAUAACACACGCGUCCGUUCAGCUGUGUACACCGAUGUUAACUGAAUGCAACAUACCACAAACAGCUCUAUUUAUAAUUCUUGAACCUUCCUCCCAAUAAGCGUAUAUAUAUAACAGUCGUCGCAACCAGAUCUUUAUCUAAAUAUUGACUAUAAAAAUAGAAGGUUCUUGUAAUUGUAUAUAUUAUACUAAAUUUAUAGUUUGA
Drosophila montana is the source of this 1175-nucleotide messenger RNA. RefSeq lists its product as uncharacterized. The record is from RefSeq and is a predicted model, not a curated record. Gene Ontology annotation, biological process: protein insertion into mitochondrial inner membrane from matrix. Lineage: Eukaryota; Metazoa; Arthropoda; Insecta; Diptera; Drosophilidae. Bases 45 to 824 code for a protein of 259 amino acids. Gene Ontology annotation, cellular component: mitochondrial inner membrane. The transcript has a single exon. Gene Ontology annotation, molecular function: ribosome binding.